Messenger RNA from Auanema sp. JU1783, 2022 nucleotides. The record is from the annotation of a GenBank genome assembly. NCBI's taxonomy places the organism in Eukaryota, Metazoa, Nematoda, Chromadorea, Rhabditida, Rhabditidae.
AUGCUAAGUCGAUUAGUAUUGAAGAGGACCUUUCGACCGGAUAUUUUGCGGGCGUUAUCGGUUGCAGGAGGAUCUGCUCCGGUCCUCACUCAGCCCAGAAAGUCUUUCUCCACUACUCGCUCACAGUUCAAUCAGGAGAAAUUCGUUUUCCAAGCUGAAACCAAGAACUUGAUGGACAUAGUUGCAAAAUCUCUAUAUUCGCAUAGUGAGGUUUUUGUCAGAGAACUUAUCUCUAAUGCUUCGGAUGCACUUGAAAAGAGAAGAUGUGAAGAAUUGAAAGGAGUAGUAGCUGAAGGGCCCAGUGAAAUCCGAAUCACUACUGAUGAGACCGGCAGAAAGAUUAUCUUUGAAGAUACUGGAAUCGGAAUGAACAGAGAAGACCUUGUUAACUGUUUGGGAACUAUAGCUCGUUCUGGUAGUAAAGAAUUCAUGGAGAACAAUAAGGAGAAUGCCGAAGCCGUUAUUGGACAAUUUGGAGUUGGUUUUUAUUCCGCUUUCAUGGUGGCUGAUGCUGUAACCGUAACAACUCGCAAAGUUGGUUCAUCUCCUAAUGAAGGCCUACGCUGGACUUGGAAUGGGGAUAACUCUUAUGAAAUCGCCGAUGUUGCUGAUGCUCAGACAGGAACCAAAAUUGAAAUCCACUUGAAAGAUGGUGAAUCAGCCGAAUAUGCUAACAAAGACAGAAUCUCCGAGGUGAUCAAUAAGUAUUCUUAUUUUGUAUCUUCUCCAAUUCUCCUGAAUGGGGAGAGAAUUAACAGUCUCAAUGCCAUAUGGACCAUGCAACCUAAGGAUGUGACGAAAGAGAUGCAUGAAUCUUUCUUCUCACAUUUAGCUAAAUCACAAAAAAAAGCUGAUAUCUUCCAGCGUCCAGCUUAUACCAUUCAUUAUAAGACGGACACUCCGUUGUCAGUGCGCUCUGUUCUCUAUAUCCCACAUCACAACUUCUCGCAAUUAGAAUUUGCUUCUAAUCAUAAGGAAUGCGGACUCUCCUUGUAUGCUCGAAGAGUACUGAUCAAGCCCAAUGCACAGGAGCUCAUUCCAUCAUAUCUGAGAUUUGUCAUGGGAGUGGUAGAUUCAGAAGAUAUUCCUUUGAAUUUGAGCAGAGAAAUGUUACAGAAUAAUCCUAUUCUAAGGAAGCUCAAGAAGAUUUUAACGGACAAGAUACUGGCUUACUUAGCAUCUGAGAUGAAGAAGGAUCCAGUAAAGUAUUCCGAAUUCUAUAAACAAUACAACCUUUUCCUCAAAGAAGGUGUUGUUACUGAAGCCGAUCAAAAUGUGAAGGAAGAUGUCGGAAAGUUGUUGCUGUUCGAGUCCUCCAACUUGAAGUCCGGAGAACUGACAAGCUUGGCUGAUUAUGUCAAACGAAUGCAAACCGAUCAGAAGGAAAUUUACUACAUGUAUUCCCCAAAUCGUAACCUGGCCGAAAACUCACCUUACUAUGAAGUCAUUAAAUCUCAAAACAAAGAAGUUCUCUUCCUUUAUGAGGCUGCCGAUGAAGUAGUUUUCCUCGCUCUCCAACAAUUCCAAAUGAAACAGUUGGUCACUGUUGAACGUUGGGCAGCCCAAGAAGCUGAAAAGCCUGAGGAACAAAAAGAGUCAAAGGAGUUCCGUGAUGUAGACAAGAAAGAGCUUCUUGACUGGGUCAAAAACACUCUGGGAUCUGUUAAAGUUUUCGAGAUUGCUGGCAGUCACAGACCUUCGGAGCAUCCAUGUAUGAUAACUGUGAAACAUGAAAUGGGGGCUGCAAGGCAUUUUUUAAGAACUGGUGAAGUUAAAGAUAUGGAACACUUGGUGUACUUCCAACCAACUCUUCAUGUGAACUUAACUCAUCCUCUAGUCAAAAGUUUAUACCAACUCAAGCGAUCUGAUCCGGAAGUUGCUGCUCUGUUAGUAGAACAGAUUUACGAUAAUGCCCUGAUAACGGCUGGUCUCAUCAAGGAUUCCAGUAAGAUGGUCGGCAGACUGAACAAGUUGUUGACCAACUUGGCUGGAGGCAAAGGAAAAUCCACAAUCCUCACUCCU